ACAAGCAUAUGUGUUUCUCUUUAUAUUCGUGAACAAUUUACAAAGCAGAAAAAUGAAUCCGGAUCCGGAUAAAAAUAUUAAGAAAUUGCAUAAACUUUUUGGCGUUUCUCGUGCAAUACAAAAACAAACUUCAAGACGCAUAAGCGUCGUUGAUCAGGAGCGUGAAGAGAUAGAAAGAAAGCGCUUACAAUACUUCAAAGAACUACGUCAGCAACGUCUUUCUAGUCUUGGAGCGAAUGAAAGGUAUGUACUCGAAAUAUGUGCGGAUGUAAUGGGAGUGGAUAUCGAUGAGCUUAUAGCAGGCCUUAUUGAUAAAAUCUCAUAUACCGAUUCAUUGCUAUCAUUGUUUAGUGAAAAGGGCCAACGUGCUUGCAUGAUUAGUUAUGCUGAUAUGUUUGGUUAUCCAACACGUUCGGGACGAGCAAAUCCUAAAACUAAAUAUUCGCCUAUAAAACGUACGGUCUGUUUACCACCAGACCGUAUCAUACUCAAAGGAAAAUGGUUGGUGGUUUAUCGCAACAAUAAUAAUAAAAAUGUGGAAAAUCGUUUGGUCUCUGACGAAGUAGGCAUGUUUAUACUAGAUGCGAGAAAACCAGAUAGUUGUCUAUUAGUUGUGAAAAAUUUCUUAGAUGACAUUUUAACGAAAUCAGUAGAAUCGGUUACUGAUUUUGGUGUAGCCGAAUCACAACAAAAAGAAAAAUUCUUCCAUAUUUUAGAUAUGUUUAAUACUUUUAUGCGAUCUUCAGAGCGAACAGUAUCCACACGUGUAAGAUUUGAUGUCAACCACGAUCUAUUUAAGGGACGACUGUUAGUUAGAUUUCAAAUUUUAAAUACCUCUAAAGAUAUGGAACGUGUACGUACAGUUGAAAAAUAUUUUUCACAAUGGAUGAAACAGAUACAAGCUAUACUAACUGAAGGUCAACAAAUAUUACGAGAUACUCCCGAUGUGGGGCCCUUACAGAUGCUUGUUAAUUGGCGUCGUAUGUUGGCUCGUUAUACAUCAAUUACCGAAUUUGUAGCGAGUAAGGCGUUUGUUAAUCACAAGAUGUGCCUCACUCUCUCACGUGCUUCAAAGCUUUUAAAGAAAUGGGCGGAAAUAGAUAACUUAGUUACUAUUGCGCUCAAUGAGGCAAAGGACAAUGUGCGUUAUAUUACAUCUUUACAAAAAUUCUGGGAUCCACUCUAUAGAUCCAAUCCUGUUGAAAUAACAAAUAGCUUACCAGGUCUAAUGGUUGCUAUUCGAAAUGUUUCGAAAACAGCACAUUAUUUUAAUACUCCUAUUAACGUUACUGGUCUAUUUGUUAAGAUCUCAAACCAGUUAACGAUAACAAGUAAGAAUUUCCUAACUGAAAAUGGCACUGUAUCCAUUUGGCGUGUAGAUCCCAAGAUUAUCAUUGAACGAAUAGAAAAAUGUAAUGAAAUAAUAGAAUUUUACAAAAAAGUAUAUGAAGGGACAGUCGAAGAUAUGGCGAAUGCAAAAGAAAAUCCUUGGAAAGUCUCUUCUGUAUACAUAUUUACAUGUGUAGAUUUCUUUUUGGAACGACUUUCUAAAGUUAAAGUUAUAUUCAAUACCGAAAUUACUUAUUCGGUAUUGGAUCGAAUAUGCAUAAGCGGUAUGGAGAAAUUCAAUGCACAAAUAAAGGCAGCGCGGGCAGCAAUGAAUGUGAAGCCCUACGAUCCGUUAAAUUAUCGUUCUGAUCUGUUUGAUAAAGAUUUUAAAAUUUAUAUGCGAGAUAUAGAACAAGCUGAAAUCGGUAUGCAGCAGUAUGUGAAAUUUUUAAUGACUGGUGUGCCCGUGACUGAUGCCUUGUUACUGAUAUUGCAGCGUUUUGAAAAAUUGAAUUUGGAUUGCUUAUGCUUGGAUCGUAGAUAUUUGGAAGUGGCAGAAAUGUUAGAGCAGGAAAUGAUAAAUCUUAAAGAUGUAUAUAAUGAAGAACGUGGAUGUCCGUUUUUACCGAGAAAUAUGCCACCUGUGGCUGGACGUAUACUUUGGAUACGAUCAAUUUUUAAAAAAAUUGAUGAACCAAUGAAAAUUUUAAAAGUGAGACCAUGCGUACUUGGACAUCGAAAAGCUCAGCGUACUGUACGUUACUAUAACUAUAUGAAUGGUAUUAUAUGCCACUACGAAAUGACUUAUCAUAAGGCCUGGUAUGACUAUGCUGAAGAGGUGCGGUGCUUGAUAAAUGCACCUGUUCUAAUUUGUAAGAGCGAAGAUGCUGAAUACAGUGUAACACUCGAUAAUGCAAUUGUACAAUUAAUUGAAGAAACCCAAUGGAUGCUGAAAAUGAAUUUAACGGUACCCAAUAUUGCUAGCGUUAUCACAUAUUGCAAGAAACACUUAUUAAAUAUGGGCGCAGCAUUGCAAAUUGCAUUAGAUGAUUUCGAUAAGUUGCGUACAUCAAUUAGUUCAGUCUUUAUAAACAUAAUGCGUUUUCGAUUACAAGAAAUAAUACUUCUAUUAAAGCCUGGCUUAUCAAGAAUCACUUGGAUUUCUGAGAAUCUUGAGGAUUUUAUAGCAGCAGCGCAAAAGAGAAUAACACAAGUUGCAACUUUUUAUAAAUAUGUAACCAGUAUUGAUGAGAUACGUGUUUCUAGAGAGAUUGAGUAUUUAACACGUUUUUUAUAUGUCUAUAUGCCCCCAGCACCCGUACUUUCAGAAGUUUUUUUGGACGAAAGCAAUAAGCUCAGACAGGAAUUAGAGUUGGAAUUGGAAAAAACAUCAAUAUGUCUGGAACGUGCCGUGGUCGAUUUAAUUAAUAUGUUUGUUGAAUUGCUGAAUUUUGGUCCAAUUGAUUCAAAAGGACGACGCGUCUAUCAGCUGCCAGCAGAAAAGAUUAAUGACAAUAAUUGGCGUGUAGAAAGCGCUCUGCCAGUUGAUAAAUGGGAUUGGAUACAAUUUCAUAAAAUAUAUCGUACAAUUUACUUAGCACCGGACGAUAUACUAAAAUCGAUGCAGUUCAAGAAUUAUGAAACUUUAAGAUACGAAUUAUAUCAUUUACGAAAUGAUUGUAUGGAUCUAUUUUCCUUUUAUAACUCAAAAAUGAUACAAGCGCUUGUAACAUGCUCAAAAAGAUCGUUAGAUUUUAUACGACAUAAUAUCUUAAAAUCUAAUUACCGUACAUUCAAUCAAAACCCAAUUCUAUACACUGAUUUGUAUCUGGAUUUUGUUAAUGGAUGUACUAUUGAUCCAUCGUUGGAACUGAUGCAACAACAUUUUUAUGCAGCAGUACAAGUUUGUACCGAAAUUAACUACUUCGUUUCUACUUGGGGUAAACAAGCCAAGACCUAUGAGAGAAGACUGCGUAGAGUAACAAUAGAUGAAAAUCGAUAUGACCGCAACUUUUACCGCUAUGUAAUAGAACAUAAGGAUGUGCAAAGAGCUAUACAAAAUAUAGCUUCUGGUCUUAUGUUGUAUAAGAAUGAUAUUGACCAAUAUUUACAUAACUUUUACAAUAAAUAUAAGUACUUGUGGUCCGAUGAACGUGAGAACAUCAUACAAGCUUUUGUAGACACACUUCCUUUGACUAUAGAUAUACGUGAUAAAUUUGAAUACUACGAUAAAAUAACUAGUGAUAUUGAGAAAAUGAAAUUAACCAGAACAAUUGGACCAAUUGAAAUACGCGUCGAUAAGGCUGUGGAACGUUUCAUUGCAGAAUCGAAAAAGUGGAAGACAAUGCUUGGUCAGUUGCUAAGUGCGCAGUAUAAAAAGCAACUUGAUGAAAUGGUUGACUUUAUUUCGGAAAUGGAGAGUAUAUUAAGCAAACCUAUAAAUGACUUAGAUGACGUACGUUUGGCCAUGAACUGUUUGGAAAAAAUCCGAGAUAAAUAUAUAUCUAUGGAUAUAGCCUUAAAUCUUAUAGUUGAUACAUAUGCACUGUUCUCUCAAUAUAAUAUUUUUAUACCACAGGAAGAUUAUGAUAAAGUUGAAGGUCUACAACUAUCAUUUAAUAAAAUGUUGGAAAAUGCUAAAAAAGUAUCAGACCGUAUUUCGGAAAUGGAAGGACCACUCUUAAAAGAACUUAACGAAGGCAUCGCAAUUUUCGUCCAAGAGUUCGACCAAUUUAAUAUUGAUUUUGAACUUAAUGGUCCUAUGGUUGAAGGUAUUUCAGCUAAGGAAGCUAGUGAUCGUGUAUUCAUUUUUCAAAAUCGUUUUGAUGAACUCUGGCGUAAAUACGAAAUGUAUAGCAGCGGUGAAAAACUAUUUGGACUACCUAUAACUGAAUACCCACUAUUGCAUCAGCGUAAACGUGAAUUCAACUAUUUGAAUCGAUUGUACUCGUUGUAUAUUCAAGUUCUAAAGACGAUUUCUGAUUACUAUGAAUUGCCUUGGUCUGAAGUGGAUAUUGAAAAAAUAAGUGCGGAAUUAGCAGAUUUUCAAGUCAGAUGCCGUAAGCUGCCAAAGGGUAUGCAGACUUGGCCGGCUUAUAUAGAUUUAAAAACAAAAAUUGAUGAUUUCAAUGAAACUUGCCCGCUGCUUGAGUUAAUGACUAAUAAAGCUAUGAAAGAACGUCACUGGACGCGAUUAAAUGCUUUACUUAAAACUGACUUUGAUCCUACUAGCUCGAAGUUUACAUUGGGUAAACUUUUGGAAGCGCCUAUCCUGAAACACAAAGAUGAUGUCGAAGAUAUUUGCGUUGGCGCGUCCAAAGAAUUAGAUAUUGAAGCUAAACUUAAACAGAUUGUGAGCGAUUGGUCUACUGUUAACUUGCAAUUGGGCAUGUUUAAGACUCGUGGUGAAUUGGUGCUUAAAGGUCAAGAAACUUUGGAAAUUAUAGCAGCACUUGAGGAUAGCUUGAUGAUUAUUAAUUCCUUAGCUUCGAAUCGGUAUAAUGCACCUUUCAAAAAAGAAAUUCAUACAUGGUUAAAGAAAUUAGUGAACACAGGUGAAAUUUUAGAAAAGUGGUUAAUUGUACAGAAUUUGUGGAUGUACCUGGAAGCAGUUUUUGUGGGUGGCGAUAUUUCAAAACAAUUGCCACAGGAAGCUAAACGUUUUACGAAUAUUGAUAAGAACUAUGUCAAAAUAAUGUAUCGUGUACGAGAAAUACCAAAUGCAGUCGAAUGUUGUACAGGCGAUGAAAGUUUGGCGCAAAUGUUAACAUGGCUUUUAGAUCAGUUGGAAACUUGUCAGAAAUCUUUAACUGGUUAUUUGGAAUCGAAACGUUUGCUUUUCCCCAGAUUCUUCUUUGUUUCUGAUCCUGUAUUACUUGAGAUUUUAGGACAAGCUUCAGACCCUACAAGUAUACAACCGCAUUUACUUAGUAUAUUUGAUGCAAUAGCUUAUGUUGAUUUCCAAGAGAAAACUAAUGAUGUUAUAAUUGCGCUUAAUUCAAUGAAUCAUGAGAAAGUGCCUCUAGAAAACGCGGUUCAGUGUACAGGAAGUGUUGAAAUCUGGCUGGGUAGAUUACUUAAAGAGAUGCAAGACACAAUGAGAACAACACUUGCUGGUAUGGCAGCCAAUUUAAAUGAUCCGGACUUUAAUUUUGUAGAAGAAUUUCCUUCAUUCUGCGGACAAGCUGGAUUACUAGGAGUGCAACUUUUAUGGACUCGUGAAUCAGAGUUUGCAUUAAGAAAGUGUCGAACUGAUAAAACUAUAAUGAAACGCACAAACAAUAAAUUUUUAGCUUUAUUGAAUCAUUUCAUUGAUCUCACUGUCAAGGAUUUAUCUUCAUUGGAUCGUAUUCGAUUUGAAACUAUGGUUACAAUACACGUACAUCAAAGAGAUAUCUUUGAUGACUUAUGUACUAUGCGUAUUAAAAAUACUGGUGAUUUCGAAUGGCAAAAACAAGCUCGUUUCUAUUAUCACGAGGAUAAUGAUGACAUAAUCGUUGGAAUAACGGAUGUUAACUUCAUUUACCAAAAUGAAUACCUUGGUGUCACAGAACGUUUGGCUAUAACACCAUUAACAGAUCGUUGCUAUAUUACGCUCGCACAAGCUAUAGGUAUGUCAAUGGGAGGAGCUCCUGCGGGUCCAGCCGGUACUGGUAAAACUGAGACCACUAAGGAUAUGGGGCGCGCUUUAGGUAAACUAGUUGUUGUGUUUAAUUGUUCUGAUCAAAUGGAUUUCCGCGGUUUGGGUCGUAUAUAUAAAGGAUUGGCACAAUCUGGUUCUUGGGGCUGUUUUGAUGAGUUCAAUCGUAUUGAAUUGCCAGUAUUAUCUGUCGCAGCACAACAAAUUUAUAUUGUUUUAACUGCAAGAAAGGAAAAACGUACUUCAUUUAUCUUUAGUGAUGGUGAUAUUGUUUCAUUGAAUUCAGAAUUUGGUCUGUUCAUUACCAUGAAUCCUGGUUAUGCUGGUCGUCAGGAAUUGCCUGAAAAUUUGAAGAUUAUGUUUCGUACAGUAGCUAUGAUGGUACCUGAUCGCGCUAUUAUUAUACGCGUAAAGCUAGCCAGUUGCGGAUUCAAAGAAAAUUUGGUUUUGUCACGUAAAUUCUUUACAUUAUAUAAACUUUGCGAAGAGCAACUUUCAAAACAAGUGCAUUACGAUUUUGGUUUGAGAAAUAUUCUAUCAGUGCUGCGUACUUUAGGCGCACAGAAGCGUUCAAAUCCGGGUGAUACCGAAGAAACCAUAGUGAUGAGAGUAUUGCGAGAUAUGAAUGUCUCUAAGCUGAUUGAUGAAGAUGAAGGACUAUUCUUGUCACUGAUAGAAGACAUGUUUCCAGGAAUUAAGCUUACUACAGCAUCGUAUAAGGAUCUACAACGUGCACUUGUUGAAGUAGUCGAUGAUUUUGGCUACGUCAAUAAUCCUGAAUGGAACCUAAAGGUUGUACAAUUAUAUGAAACUUCAUUGGUACGGCAUGGACUUAUGUUAAUGGGACCAACAGGAUCAGGUAAAACGAGUUGUACACAUGCUAUGCUAAAAUGCUUCACGAUUAUGGGUACGCCACAUAGGGAAAUGCGAAUGAAUCCAAAGGCUAUUACUGCACCUCAAAUGUUUGGACGUUUAGAUGUUGCUACAAAUGAUUGGACUGAUGGUAUAUUUUCUACAUUAUGGCGUCGUACAUUGAAAAUUCCAAAGACUCAACAUUGUUGGAUUGUUUUGGAUGGACCAGUCGAUGCGGUUUGGAUUGAAAACUUGAACUCUGUACUUGAUGACAACAAGACACUGACAUUAGCUAACGGCGAUCGUAUUAAAAUGGCAGAUAAUUCUAAAUUAGUUUUUGAGCCAGAUAAUGUCGACAAUGCUUCACCAGCUACUGUUAGUAGAGUCGGUAUGGUAUUUUUGAGUUCAUCAGUAUUAAAAUGGGUUGUAUACAUGGAGGCUUGGGUCAAAAAACAGUCUGAUAAGGAACAAGAUGUUUUCCGGCGCUGUUUUAAUGCAAUUUAUGAUGAUGCGCACUUGUUUCUACAAACUAAAUUGGUAGCAAAAAUGAAAGUUCUUGAAGCUAUUUACAUAAAACAAAUGCUAGAAAUAUUGGAUGGUUUAUUGCAUGAGUAUUCAACCAGAACUGACUUAUUUUUAGAACGAUUGUUUCUCUUUGCAAUGAUGUGGAGCUUAGGAUCCGUACUGGAAAUCAGUGAAAGAGAAAAGUUAGAGGAAUUCGUGGUUAAACAUCCUUCCAAACUAAAAUGGCCCAAAAGACAACCCAAUGAAACAAUAUUUGAAUUUUAUGUUGAUGAAUCAGGAAUUUGGCAACAUUGGAAUAAUCGAGUGGAAGACUUUCAGUAUCCUGAUGAUAGUGUGCCAGAAUUUUCAUCAAUUUUGGUACCCAAUGUCGACAAUGUGCGCACUGCAUUUUUAUUGCAUAACAUAGCUAAGCAAAAGAAGCAAGUACUAUUAAUUGGUGAACAAGGAACUGCAAAAACUGUGAUGAUUAAAAGCUACAUGUCCUUAUAUGAUCCUGAGGAGCACUUAUUUAAAUCCUUUAAUUUUUCCUCUGCUACAACACCGAAUAUGUUUCAGCGUAUUAUUGAAUCUUAUGUUGAGAAACGUGUUGGAACCACUUAUGGUCCUCCUGGUCAGCGUGCAAUGACGGUAUUCGUAGACGAUAUCAACAUGCCUGUAAUUAACGAAUGGGGAGAUCAAAUUACAAAUGAAAUAGUACGGCAGAUGAUUGAACAACAUGGUUUUUAUUCCCUCGAAAAACCAGGUGAUUUUUACACAAUUAUGGAUAUACAAAUGUUGGCUGCUAUGAUCCACCCUGGUGGUGGUCGUAACGAUAUACCAAAUCGCUUAAAACGUCAUUUAGCUAUUUUUAAUUGCACUUUACCUAGUAAUAAUUCCAUGGAUCAAAUAUUUAAUAAAAUUGGUCAAGGUUACUUCUGUUCAACACGUUUCAAUAUGGAGAUUGUAUCAGUUGUACCUCUUUUGAUACCCUUAACACGUUCAUUCUGGCAAAAUGUUAAAAUCAAAAUGUUACCCACACCGGCCAAUUUCCAUUACGUUUUUAAUUUACGAGAUUUAUCACGUAUUUGGGAAGGAAUUCUGAAAGUGAAGACCGAGGAAUGUCAAAAUGUUAGUGAUCUCAUAAAAUUGUGGUGCCAUGAAUGUACACGUGUCAUAGCUGAUCGAUUUACUGAUUAUAAGGAUACGAAAUGGUUUUUGGAGCGUAUGGAAAAGGAUGCUCAAAAGUUUUUGGGUACACACUUUGAAUUAUAUCCAGAAGAACAAACGUAUUUUGUUGAUUUUCUACGUGAUCCACCAGAGGGUGUUGAAGAUGAUGAAGAAAUUUCAAUGGAUGCACCAAAAAUAUAUGAAGAAAUUCCAAGUUUCGAUUUUGUGAAACAAAAAGUCGCAUUUUAUAUGGGACAAUUUAAUGAAUAUGUGCGUGGUUUUCAUAUGGACUUAGUGUUUUUCCAAGAUGCUUUAAUACAUUUGAUUAUUGUUUCCAGAAUAAUAAGUAUGCCCAGAGGUAAUGCAUUACUGGUGGGAGUAGGUGGUUCUGGAAAGCAAAGUUUGACUCGUUUAGCUUCGUUUAUAGCUAACUACAAAUUCUUCCAGAUAACACUAACCCGUGCUUACAAUGCAGGUAACUUAGUGGAUGAUCUAAAAUAUUUAUAUCGCACUUCCGGGCUAGAAGGCAGGGGUAUAACUUUCAUUUUCACUGAUAAUGAAAUCAAGGAUGAGGGCUUUUUGGAAUUUAUCAAUAACAUAUUAAGUUCGGGAGAAAUUGCAAAUUUAUUUGCUAAAGAUGAAAUUGAUGAAAUAUAUGCUGAGAUUACACCUAUAAUGAAAAAAGUUUCACCGAAACGUAUACCCACACAAGACAACUUGUAUGACUUUUUCCUUUCCCGCGCACGUUCCAAUUUACAUAUAGCCUUAUGCUUUUCACCGAUUGGUGAAAAGUUUCGUACUCGCUCAUUAAAGUUCCCUGGUCUUAUAUCAGGCUGCGUUAUAGAUUGGUUCCAAAAAUGGCCAGAAGAUGCACGAGUUGCCGUAUCACGGCAUUAUCUCAAAGAUUAUGAAAUUGUCUGUUCUGAUGAGGUUAAGGAAAGUGUUAUCGAUAUAAUGAGCUGGGUACACAACACAGUAUCAGAAGCAUGCACAUCGUAUUUCGAUCGUUUCAGACGUACUACAUUUGUUACACCGAAGUCUUUGAUUUCAUUCUUAGGCAGCUACAAAAAGUUAUAUAAAGACAAGCAAGUGAACAUUAUUGUGAUGUCUGAUCGUAUGAGUUCCGGCUUAGAUAAAUUGGAUGAAGCUGGUGCCUCAGUUUCAAUAUUGAAAAAAGAAUUGAUUGAGAAGAAUAAAAAUAUUGCUAUAGCUUCUGCUGAGGCUGAGGAAAUUCUACAAGUCGUAACUGAAGCAGCAGCUGCAACAGAAGUUGUAAAAGUGCAGGUUGCCGAAAAGAAGGCGCAAGCAGCAGAGUUGGUAAAACUUAUUUCUGCUGAUAAAGCAGUUGCAGAGCAGAAAUUAGAGAAAGCAAAGCCAGCAUUAGAAGAAGCUGAGGCCGCGCUUAAGACAAUUAAAGCUGCCGAUAUUGCAACUGUGCGUAAAUUGGGCAAACCUCCAUUUUUGAUUACUCUUAUCAUGGAUUGUGUAUUGAUUCUUUUCCGCAAACGUGUGAAGCCUACAAAACCAGAUCUCGAAAGAAACUUUUUGCAAAGCUCCUGGGAGGAGUCUUUGAAAGUGAUGUCUGAUAUAAACUUUUUAAAGAAAAUUGUAGAAUAUCCCACAGAUAUAAUUGAUGCAGAAAUGGUUGAUUUACUACAGCCAUAUUUUAAUUUCAACUUAUAUACAUUUGAGGCUGCAAAAGCUGCUUGCGGUAAUGUUGCCGGACUGCUGUCUUGGACUAUUGCCAUGGCAAAGUAUUUUGACGUUAAUAGAGAAGUUUUACCGCUAAAAGCUAACUUAGCAGUUCAAGCUGCGAAAUAUAAGAAAGCAACUGAAAGUUUGAAAGAAGCUGAAGAUUUGUACGAGAUAAAGGAAAAAGAAAUGGAAGCAGUAACAAGAGAAUUCAAUGAAGCAAUGGACAAAAAAAAUACCGUAUUGGAGGAUGCUAGAAAGUGCCAAGAUAAAAUGGAUAAAGCGACUGCAUUGAUUACAGGUUUGGCUGGAGAAAAGACUCGUUGGACUGAGCAAAUUGCACAAUUUAAGAGCGAAACCGAACGUCUGGUUGGCGAUUCACUGUAUCUCACCGCAUUUUUAUCAUAUUCAGGACCCUUUAAUCAAUCAUAUCGUGUCGAUUUACAAUCUUCAUGGCUGUCAGAAAUCCAGCGGCGAUCUAUACCGAUUUCGUCAAAUAUUAACAUAAUUGAAAGUUUGACUGAUCGGUCGCAAAUUGGAGAAUGGAAUUUGCAAGGUCUACCCACAGAUGAACUAUCAAUUCAGAAUGGUAUCAUUGCUACUAAAGCUGUACGCUUUCCUCUGUUAAUUGAUCCACAGUCUCAAGGUAAGGCUUGGAUCAAAAACAAAGAGAAAGAAAACCAGUUGACUGUCACAUCAUUAAAUCACAAAUAUUUCCGUAACCAUAUUGAAGAUGCAAUAAGUUUAGGUAUGCCAGUAAUAAUUGAAGAUGUUGGCGAAGAGUUAGAUCCAUGUUUAGAUAAUAUUUUGGAUCGCAAUUUACUUAAAGUUGGUACAAAAUAUAAAGUAAAGGUCGGUGACAAGGAGGUCGAUUUCAAUGACCAGUUUAGAUGUUAUAUAACUACUAAAUUACCAAAUCCCGCCUACACGCCAGAGGUGUUUGCGCGUACUUCUAUCAUUGAUUUCACUGUAACUAUGAAAGGUUUAGAAGAUCAGUUACUAGGUCGUGUAAUUCUAACAGAACGAAAGGAAUUAGAAGAGGAGCGUACAAGUUUAGUUGAAACUGUUACUAGUAAUACUAAAAAAAUGAAAGAAUUGGAAGCAAAUCUUUUGCAUAAGCUCUCAACUACACAAGGAAGUCUACUUGAUGAUGUCACCGUUAUUGAAGUGUUAAAUACUAGUAAAAACACAUCCAUUGAAGUUAAGGAAAAAAUUGAAAUAGCAAAGAUUACAGAGGCAAAAAUUAAUGUAGCACGUGAAGAAUAUCGUCCAGUUGCCACUAGAGGCAGUGUACUAUAUUUCUUAGUAUGCACAAUGGCGAUGGUAAACUGCAUGUACCAAACAUCAUUGGUACAAUUCUUGGAACGUUUCGAUGCCUCUAUGCAUAACUCAGCAAAAACACAUAUAACCCAAAAGCGUAUCAAACGAAUUAUUUCUUAUUUAACCUUUGAGAUAUAUCGCUACAAAUCUCGUGGUCUCUAUGAGCAGCAUAAAUACCUUUUUGUUUUACUAAUGGCCUUGAAUAUUGAUCGCCAAAUGGAUUUAGUAUCGUACGAUGAGUUUCAGAUAUUCAUUAAAGGUGGAGCUGCUUUGAAUCUCAAUGAUUGUCCACCGGUGCCUCAUCGUUGGAUAACCGACGAGACUUGGCUUAAUUUAGUACAGCUAACUAAAUUGAAUAUAUUUGCACAUAUUGUAACUAAGGUAAGCAAUAACGAAAGACCUUGGUUCAUUUGGUAUAAAAAAGAAAGUCCUGAAAGUGAAAUAAUUCCAGACGGUUAUAAUUCUUUAGAUCCAUUUAGAAAAUUGUUACUUAUACGAUCGUGGUGCACAGAUCGAACCAUUUCGCAAAGUCGAAAGUAUAUAGCAAAUUCGCUCGGAGAACGAUUUGCAGAGCCAGUUGUGCUUAAUUUUGAUGAAUUAUUGUCAGAAAGUAAGCCAUUGUCUCCUCUUGUAUGCUUCUUGUCUAUGGGUUCUGACCCAUCUUCGAAUAUCGAAGCUCUGGCAAAGAAAAAUGAAUUAAAAUGUUAUCCAAUUUCAAUGGGUCAAGGGCAAGAAGUACAUGCCAGAAAAUUGGUAGCUAACUGCAUAGAAGCCGGUGGUUGGGUUUUAUUGCAAAAUUGUCACUUGGGAUUAGAGUAUAUGAACGAGUUAACAUUAUUGCUAUUAGAGCUUGAAAGAGCUGGACCCAAAAGCUGCAACGAGAACUUCCGCGUGUGGAUAACCACAGAGCCACACAUUAAAUUUUCCAUAAGUUUGUUGCAAUUGUCAAUUAAAUUCACUAAUGAGCCACCCGCUGGAAUGCGUGCUGGUCUUAAACGUACCUACAGUAACAUGUCACAGGACUUUUUAGAUUAUUCGCAAUCUCCCUAUUAUCAUCCAUUAGUCUUUGCGAUAUCCUUUUUGCAUUCUGUAGUACAGGAGCGCAGAAAGUUUGGCCCAUUAGGCUGGAACAUUCCAUAUGAAUUUAAUUUUGCUGACUGGUAUGCCAGCUGCUUAUUUGUACAAAAUCAUUUGGAUGACUUGGAACCAGGUAAAGGCAUAAGCUGGAGUACGGUACGUUAUAUGCUUGGUGAAGUGCAGUAUGGCGGACGUGUAACUGAUGAUUACGACAAGCGGCUACUAAAUACUUUUGGGCGUUGGUGGUUUCAUGAUAGAAUGUUUUUAGAAACUUUUGAAUUCUUUAAAGGCUAUAAGAUAUUUAGUUUCAAGGAAAUUGAAACCUAUUUAAUGGCGAUUGAAGCAAUGCCGACAAUAGAUCCACCACAAGUAUAUGGUUUCCACUCAAAUGCUGAUAUCACAUAUCAAACGAACACCACUAGAAGCAUUUUAGAUACUGUAUUGUCUAUACAGCCAAAAGAGUCUUCUGCUGGAACUGGUGAGACGCGUGAGGAUAAAGUCGCACGAUCUGUUAAAGAAAUGCAAAGCAAAAUGCCUAUGCCUUAUGACCUUUUUGAAGUGAAAGAAAGACUCAAAAUGAUGGGUGCAACGAGCUCAAUGAACAUAUUUUUAAGACAAGAAAUUGAUCGUAUGCAAAAGAUAAUUAUACUCGUACGUACUACACUUAAGGAUUUGAUCCUAGCUAUUCAAGGUACCAUUAUCAUGAGCGAUCAGUUGCGUGAUGCACUCGAUAAUAUUUUUAAUGCACGUGUGCCAGCUAUGUGGAAACGUGGUAGUUGGCUCUCAUCUAGUUUGGGCUUUUGGUUUACUGAAUUAUUGGAACGUAACCAGCAGUUCUAUAGCUGGGCCUUUAAUGAUCGACCUAUUGUUUUUUGGAUGUCUGGUUUUUUUAAUCCACAAGGUUUUCUAACUGCCAUGAAACAAGAAGUAGCACGCGCUCAUCAAGGUUGGCCUCUAGAUCAAGUAACUAUGCAUAAUGAAGUUCUAAAAGUAAACCCAGAAGAAUGUCUAAAACCACCUAAAGAGGGAGUUUUUGUGCAUGGACUUUAUGUGGAUGGUGCUGGUUGGGAUCGAAAAACUUCACGUUUAGUUGAAGCAACUAAUAAAGUUAUUUUUGUAUUGAUGCCUGUCGUACAUAUUUUAGCUAUCAAUUCUACAGCUCCUAAAAAUUCAAAAUUGUAUACGUGUCCGGUUUAUAAAAAAAUGAAUAGAACUGAUUUAAAUUAUAUUGCUCCACUUUGGCUAAAUUCUCUAAAACCUCCAGAUCAUUGGAUUAUACGUGGAGUAGCUUUAUUAUGCGAUAUUAAAUAA
Messenger RNA from Teleopsis dalmanni, 13891 nucleotides. RefSeq names its product dynein heavy chain 8, axonemal (gene kl-3). The record is from RefSeq and is a predicted model, not a curated record. NCBI's taxonomy places the organism in Eukaryota, Metazoa, Arthropoda, Insecta, Diptera, Diopsidae. Gene Ontology annotation, cellular component: dynein complex. The coding region runs from base 53 to 13891 and encodes 4612 amino acids. The transcript has 34 exons. Gene Ontology annotation, molecular function: ATP hydrolysis activity; ATP binding; minus-end-directed microtubule motor activity. Gene Ontology annotation, biological process: microtubule-based movement.